GAUACUUGGUUUGUAUGUACUCCUACUCAGAUCGAAAGUUAUGCAUCGUCUCCUCAUAUAUUCGCUUUUUGUUUGCUCCAGUCUUGCUUUCCAAUUUCCCUUCAGCAUUCCUCUUUUCAAGUCAAAAGACUCUGCCGACCUAGAACAGGCUCACAUUUCUCCAAGAAUAGCCAUCAUUGGCGCAGGCGCGGGAGGCUCCUCAGCUGCAUUCUGGAUAUCUAAAGCGAAGAAAAGAUUCGGAAUCGACUAUUACAUCGGAGGUCGCAGCAUCGUAGUAUAUCCUUACAAUGAUACUACGUUUGCUCCAUUGGAACUAGGAGCUUCUAUAUUUGUCGACGCAAACAAGAAUCUAAUGAGAGCUUCCAAGGAAUUCAACUUGACUCUGACAGCUUUCGAAGAUGACGAUUCGAACACUGGUAUUUGGGAUGGCCAGAAUUUCGUGCUUGUGAUGGAAAGCGGCAGCUAUUUGAAAAGCUGGUGGGCAACCUUGAAGGUGUUAUGGAGGUAUGGCUACACCGCACCCACUAGAACGAAAGCUAUUGUUCAGUCAGUGAUCGACCGUUUCCUCGGCUUCUACACCCCCGAGUCUCCUCGCUGGGAUGAUAUAUCAGUGUUCUCAGAGAGGUUCCAGUGGGUGUCCAUGACUAACCAAACCGCCUCGGAUUUUUUGGAAGGUAAUGGCGUUGCCCCGCUCUUUGCACGAGAGCUUGUUGAGGCAGCGACGCGUGUCAACUACGGGCAGAACGUGGACAAGAUCCACGCCCUCGGAGGUGCCGCUUCAAUGGCAGCAUCUGGUGCAUCUGGUGUCGUAACAGGAAAUUUCCGCAUAUUCGAGCAAUUUCUUGAGAAUUCGACAGCAAAUGUCUUUUUGAACACGAAUGUCAAGGAGAUCAAACGGAAAUCUGGCACUUCUUUGUGGACUGUCUACACAUCGGCUGGUUCCCAGAUAUACCAAGGAGUUAUCCUUGCUGCGCCUUUCCACCAGACUGAUAUUAUCCUGCCGUCCGAUCUGGCUGAAUUAAUCCCUCCGCAACCAUAUGUGAAUUUGCACGUCACUUUGCUGACGACACGUUCCGAACACCCCAGACCGGAGUACUUUGGCCUCACCUCUAAUGCUCAGGUGCCACCAACAAUUCUGACUACUUACGAAGGUGCUCGAGCGGGUGGGGUUCGUAAGGUGGACGGAGCAGCAGGAGACGCAGUGACAGACCCUGAGUCGACCGUGAAAAUUUUCUCCGAAGAUCGCGUCACCGAUGAAUGGCUCGAGACAGUGUUUGGUAAUGUCAGUUGGGUAUAUAGGAAAUUGUGGCAGGCAUACCCUGUGUUGCCUCCUACAUCAGAAUUUCCUCCUGUCAAGCUCGACCAAGGCUUUUACUACGUGAAUGCUUUCGAGCCGUUCAUCUCGACUAUGGAAACCGAGACACUAGCCUCGCGUAACGUCGUCGAUCUACUCUUGCAUGAAGAAUUUGGAACUGGUAUUUGUGGUGCUCUGCUCUCAGGAACCGAGAACGCGACCCAAACCGCAGCGCCAGCUGACUUUGUGCUCGGCUGGGAUUGUUAGAUUGUCCAUGCGCUGAUGGAUAUACUACCAGGAUGGGAUAUAUUUUUAUUUUUAUCCACCAGUGUUAUAAGGUGCUAGCUGACGUACAUAACUUGCUGCACAAUAGAUUUGUAGGGAAUUGUACACUACCAAUUUGAUACUCCCUCUUCUCGUGGGUGUCAUAGCCAAAUGAGUACAGAAGGGAACCAACCCAUCGUCACGUGACAGAUGCAA
Suillus subaureus is the source of this 1774-nucleotide messenger RNA. RefSeq names its product Prenylcysteine lyase-domain-containing protein. Gene Ontology annotation, molecular function: prenylcysteine oxidase activity. The record is from RefSeq and is a predicted model, not a curated record. NCBI's taxonomy places the organism in Eukaryota, Fungi, Basidiomycota, Agaricomycetes, Boletales, Suillaceae. The transcript has 10 exons. Gene Ontology annotation, biological process: prenylated protein catabolic process; prenylcysteine catabolic process. The coding region runs from base 41 to 1561 and encodes 506 amino acids.